Octodon degus (degu) is the source of this 1902-nucleotide messenger RNA. RefSeq names its product solute carrier family 17 member 1 (gene Slc17a1). Gene Ontology annotation, molecular function: transmembrane transporter activity. Gene Ontology annotation, biological process: monoatomic anion transport; transmembrane transport. Lineage: Eukaryota; Metazoa; Chordata; Mammalia; Rodentia; Octodontidae. Bases 135 to 1529 code for a protein of 464 amino acids. Gene Ontology annotation, cellular component: membrane. The record is from RefSeq and is a predicted model, not a curated record. The transcript has 13 exons.
GAAAAUUCAAAAAUUAAGCAAUAUAUAAAGUUGAGUUGGAAAUUUCUUCACAAGAGCAGGAGGAAUCACUCUUCUGUACUGAACCAGUGGAUGCAGAACAAGCUCUUCAGGAAAAAGAGAAGUGGAGUCCACAAAUGGAGAACCAAGUCCUUCCUAAGAAAGUGCCAGGCUUCUUCUCCUUCCGCUAUGGCUUGUCCCUGCUCCUGCACUUCUGCAAUGGGGCCCUAAUGAUGCAGCGUACAAGCCUGAGCCUUACAAUGGUGGUGAUGGUGAAUGGCACAAUGGGGCCCACCAAUUUCUCUUCAAGGGAGAAUUCAAACAACAUAAAGGGCCCUGUCUAUAAUUGGAGCCCUGAAAUACAAGGGAUCAUCUUAAGUUCCAUCUUCUAUGGCACAAUCAUUGUUCAAAUACCUGUUGGAUGCUUAUCUGGAAUAUUCUCUACAAAGAACAUGAUUGCCUUUGGAUUAUUCCUCAGCUCUGUGCUCACUCUGCUCAUCCCAGCAGCUGCUCAAGUUGGAGAAAAUUUGCUCAUUGCAUGUCGAGUAGUCCAGGGAAUGGCUCAGGGAGCAAUGUCAGUAUUCCAGCAUAAUAUAUGGAUCCAGUGGGCCCCUCCCUUGGAACGAGGCCGACUCACCUCUAUAAGUGUAUCAGGGGUUAUGCUGGGACCCUUCAUAGUCUUGCUUGCGACUGGAUUGAUCUGUGAUUUUCUGGGAUGGCCCUUGGUCUUUUAUAUUUUUGGUGCUUAUGGCUGUGUCCUAUGUCUUUUCUGGUUCAUUCUGUUUUAUGAUGACCCAAAAGAUCACCCAUUUAUAAGCAUCAAUGAAAAAGAAUAUAUCACCUCAUCCCUCGCCCAGCAGGACAACCCAAGUACUGUGAAAACUCUACCCAUCAAGUCUGUGCUGCAGUCUACCCCAUUCUGGGCCAUUUCCUUGAGUCAUUUUGCUUUUUUCUGGUCAAAUAAUUUUGCAGUGGCAUACACUCCAAUUUUUGUGAACAGUGUACUUCAUGUUGACAUAAGAAAGAACGGGUUUCUGUCCAGUCUGCCCUUUCUGUUUGCCUACUGCUUCAGUAUCUUAGGAGGUUAUGCUGCAGACUUCAUCCUAUCCAAGAAUAUCCUCAGCAUCAUUUCUGUCCGGAAACUCUUCACCACACUAGGAAUGCUCUUGCCUGUCAUCUUCAAUAUGUGCAUGCUUUACCUGGGAUUCCACUUUUACACCGUCAUCAUCUUCCUGAUAAUUUCUCAGGCAACGUCCUCCCUUGCUAUACCUGGAACACUUAUAAAUGUCUUGGAUAUUGCUCCCAGAUAUUAUGGCGUGCUUAAAGGAGUUGCAACUUUAAUUGGAAUGAUAGGAGGCAUAAUUUCUUCAACUGUCAGUGGAUUAAUCCUUAGUAUGAAGUCAGAAACUUCUUGGCAUAAAAUCUACUUCUUGAUGUCGGCCAUUAACAUAUCAGCUCUAAUUUUCUACCUUAUAUUUGCGAAAGCCGAAAUUCAGGAUUGGGCUAAAGAAAGCCAAGACACCCGACUUUGAAGUUGACUUCAGCUAAUACAAGAAAAAGCACUGAUAGAUGUGGAGUUGCCUCAGAUUUAAAGGAAUAUUCUAGGUGUUGAAUGGCUGUGGCUGUUAAGAUCAAAAAAAGAAAGGAGUGAAGACACUGUGGACCUCCUGAGGAGCCACCCACACCAACGCCUUGCUAAGAAUACAAGCUGAAUCUGAUCAACCUCUAGAAACAUUUGUAUUAAUUAAGUACUGAGAACAGAAAACACCUUAAAUUACAUUGCAAGAACCUCAUCAAAAUCCUAAACUGUGGGAGAUUUUAUAGGUCAAAGAACUCAAAUUUUUAACAAAUAAGUUAUAAAAAAUGGAGGAGGAUUCUCAAGAGUAAAAGAACUUUAAAAACAUC